This is a messenger RNA of Striga asiatica, 732 nucleotides long. NCBI's taxonomy places the organism in Eukaryota, Viridiplantae, Streptophyta, Magnoliopsida, Lamiales, Orobanchaceae. The record is from the annotation of a GenBank genome assembly.
ACAAAAACAGAGUUGAGUUGUUGUUUUCACCACUUCGUCUUAAUCUACUAUUGUGAGUUUUGUUUUCAUUCAAAAGGAUGGCUGGAGAAAGAGGUAGUGCCUUGGCCGCAGCUUUGGUGAUGAUAGUGGCCAUGGCCACGAUGGCUCAAGCCGCCGUGGUGACUUGGGGGAUACCCCCAAACCCAGGAAGUCUGACAGUGUCACAAAGUGAACCAGUUACUUUCAAUUUCGUGGCAAACCAACACGAUUUGGUAGCUGUUAAUGAGCAGCAAUAUAACCAAUGCGACGCGGGGUCUAGUCCGACGAAAAUCCCUCCCAAAACGGCGGUGACCCUAAAGAAGGGGAAGAACUACUUCAUCUGCACAAUCGGCCAGCACUGCAUAAAAGGAAUGAAGAUUACUAUCACUGCUACCUAAUUAGUAACUGAUGAAUUAUGAGGAAUUAAGCCACUUUAGUACUUACUGUAUGUGUGGGUGGCUCUCACUAUCAUGUCCAACUUUCUUAUUUCAGACCACUCUCUACCUCUCUCUCUCCCUACUAUAUUAUAUUAUGGGGGUAGCACUUUGUAUCCAAUAAACCAUUAAUCAAUAAAAUGACGAUAUUUCUGCCUAAUUAUUAAUUAACCUUAAUUUACAUGUCUUACGGACCACAACAUUACAAUAUUCCACCCAACUCCAUCUUUGGAACAGCUGCAAAUAAAACUAAACCAAAUUGGGUGUGGUGUUUUUACNA